Nothobranchius furzeri (turquoise killifish) is the source of this 2430-nucleotide messenger RNA. RefSeq names its product cocaine- and amphetamine-regulated transcript-like (gene cartl). Gene Ontology annotation, molecular function: neuropeptide hormone activity. NCBI's taxonomy places the organism in Eukaryota, Metazoa, Chordata, Actinopteri, Cyprinodontiformes, Nothobranchiidae. Gene Ontology annotation, biological process: cellular response to starvation; G protein-coupled receptor signaling pathway; positive regulation of MAPK cascade. The record is from RefSeq and is a predicted model, not a curated record.
GCCUAAGCAGGGAGGCCCAGACUUCCCUCUCCCCAGUAACUUGGGCCCGCUCCUUUGGGGUGAUCCUAAGGCAUUCCCGUGCCAGCCGUAAGACAUAGUCUCUCCAGCGUGUCCUGGGUCUUCCUUUAGGUCUUCCCCCAGUUGGGCAUGUCUAGAAAACCUCACCAGGGAGGCUUCCAAGAGGCAUCCUAACCAGAUGUGCAAGCUGGCUGCUCUUGAUGUGGAGGAGCGGGCCGCCGAAUCCGAGCCCCUCCCAGAUGGCCGAGCUUCUCACCCUAUCUUUAAGGGCGAAUUUCUGUUUGAUUACAAUUAAUACUCAUCUGCUGGUAAAAUAUUGUAACUAAUUAUAUUUAUUUAUAUGACUUUUUAAUAGCAUAUGAAUUUAUUAAGGGUACAAUCCCGCUAAAUCUACUGUGGAUGUAUCUUCUCUGUGUGUUUGUACUGCUGUAGCUAGUUGCUGUUAGCUUUUCUUCCAUCUAGCAAAAAUAGUUUCUGUUUCUAUUGCUUCUAUCUGACUCAAGAAACAUUGGUUUUUAUGUUACUUCCAAAUGGUGUAAAAAAAACAGAAACAUUUGACUGACCAUCUCUAUGCUGAAUUUUUCAGCGUUAAUAGAUGUAUUUGGCGAAUUUGAUGGAGUUUGAGUUCCUGUGCAAGUUUCCAUUGAAGAGCUGAAUUCAGUUUAAAUUCUGAUGGAACCACCUGAGCAGGUAACAGAGACGAGUGCAGGAGUCUUCUCUGUGAUGCUGCAGUCUCCUGGGCGGGGCUUCAUUUACUGAUAUAAGAGAAGUAAGGAUGGGUUGAGGGAGAACAUCCUGCUGUGAGCCUCAGCUCCUCCGUCCUCUGAUCUGUUGCCUCCUCCUCAUCCCUCUGGACCAGUACCAUGGAGAGCUCCAGGCUGCUCCACAGACUGCUGCUCGUCGGCCUCCUGUCCAUCCUGUGUCAUGGCCAGGCCACUCGGGAAGUCUCUGCUGAGAACUCUGAGAUGGACAAACCAGCCCCAGCCGCUGACAGAGACCUGCGUAACGUUGCUUCUGCUGCCAUUGUUGCUGCUCAGGUGGAAGCUCUGGAGGUUCUGCUGGGCCAGACGCGUGAUCGGACGUCUUCCAAUGAGAAAAGAGGGAGCAUCCCAGUGUGUGGGAUGGGAGACCGCUGUGCCAUGAAGUUUGGACCUCGUAUUGGGAAGCUCUGCGACUGCAGACGAGGAGCCAGCUGCAACUCUUACCUGCUCAAGUGCAUCUGAACAAUGUUUUCCUCCUUUUUGAAACAGAUUUAAAACAGCUUCCUUCAUCUGCUGCACAGUUCCCAUAAACCUGAAGUCUUUCAUGGCUUUUGAGCUGCUGAUGUUAAGACAGCUGUUGCCCGAUGAGCUUGUUUUUCUCCUGCCGAUACUCCUGGUGCAUGAGGGUGCUUCAUGUUACGAUAAACUGAUGUAUCACUUGGUCUGUCUGGUGUUUCUUUUCACGUUCCAGUUCAUUUAGAAAGCACAAACCGCUGUCAAGACGUUAAACGUUUGAUCUGCUGCUCUUUAUUUUAGUCCUUAUAUUGAACCAAACUGGAAAUAUUGGUGAAGUGAUAGAAAAUCUAAAAAUCUAAAAAAAAUGGAGUUCUUCACGAUCCCCUUGCGGACUCCAUAAUGUUAUGAAAAAGUUGCCUAAUAUUUCUUUAAAAAGUUGUCACCACAUGCCACACACACUGCAGUGAAUAAAAAUCUGAACAUUCUAAGGGAAAAUGCUGUUGAGCAUCAUGGAAGGUUGUAACCAACCAUCGUUCAGGUUUUUGCUUCAUCUGGACUGUUUCCAGGUGUAAUAAUAGAAAUGAAAGCCCACAGGGUGAGCUGUAAGCUGUAAUUCAGCAUCAUGUCAGGGGAAUAGCAGGUCUUUGAGUUGUGAAUAAAAUGAACUUCUGGGUUCUUCUUGGAAAAGACAUGACAGACAAAAACACAUCAUAGGAUGGUGACAUUCAUCCACAUGAGAUGUUGUGCAAGACUUGAACUGGUCUUUAUGGAGGACUCUAAUUUCCCUCUUGUCGUUCUGAACAUAUUCUGCCUCAAACAUCAGAGCGUGAGAAUUUUGGCCCAUUCAUGUUGCCGUUUUCACCCCAAACUGUGUGUCCAGCUGUGAUAACAACACCUAACAGCACACGCAGCUUGCUUUUGUCUUUUAACCCCUGUGACCAGAAAAGACUGAAGAGUUCAUUAAAUUGUUCUUUGGUGGAGGUACACUUUCAUUUCUUCAAACCCUGAACGUGAUGAGAUCAGAAAAAUCAAUCUCAUCACAUACUCAGAGUCGCAACAAACUACACACACCCCUGCAUGUUGGAUCAAAGCAGACACAUCUCCUUCAGCUCUUAACUUAAACCUCCUGAAGUUUCCGUUUGGUGUUUUCCACCAGGCUGCUGGAAAAGUAGGACCUCAUAAACAAAAAAUAAAU